AUGGUCGCCUUUGCCAGCUCCUGCAGGUUCGCUGCUGUCGUCGUCGGUAGACAUGGCCGUCGUCCUUUCAGUGUCGCAGCGGCCAACCGUGCUGCCCAGAACUUCGCCAUGCCUGCUUUGUCGCCCACUAUGACCGAGGGCAACAUCACAAGCUGGAAGCUCAAGGAAGGCGACUCCUUCUCGGCUGGAGAUGUCCUCCUUGAAAUCGAAACCGACAAGGCCCAGAUGGAUGUUGAGGCCCAGGACGAUGGUGUUCUUGCAAAGAUCGUCGUUGCCGAAGGUGCAAAGGCCGUCCAGGUCGGCUCGCGCAUUGCUGUUCUGGCUGAGGAGGGCGAUGACCUAGCAACUCUCGAGAUCCCCGCCGACGAAUCGUCCUCAUCCGCUGGACAACCCGCUCGCAAGGACCGCCCCAGCCCGCAAGAAGACCUCAAGUCUGGAAUCGACACGACCGAGUCCUCCCCAAGCGCCGCAGAGGCCCCACCAUCAUCCAAGCCCAACGCUGAUGCUUCUGCUGGCGGUGCUGCAGACACUACGAGAGCCACUCAACUGCAUGGCUCGUCCGAUGCUAAGCCUAGAAAGCAAACAUACCCUCUCUACCCCUCGGUCCAGCACCUCCUUCUCCAGAAUGGCUUGACCAAGGAGGACGCCAACAAGAUCCCUGCAAGUGGUCCCGCUGGACGUCUCCUCAAGGGUGACGUUCUCGCCUACCUGGGCAAGAUCGAGAAGAACUACCCUGGUCAGCAGGCCAAGCGCAUGGACAAGUUGGCACACCUCGACCUUUCCAACAUUCAGCUCGCUGCUCCUCCUAAGAAGCCUGAGGCCAAGCCUGUCGAGGCCGAGAAGCCCGCUCCUAUUCCCGACACCGAAAUCGCCCUCCCUAUCUCCCUCUCUGCUGUACUCGAGACCCAGAAGCGCGUCCACGAGACUCUCGGAAUCAACCUUCCCCUUUCUACCUUCAUCGCACGUGCCUCAGAACUCGCAAACGAGAACCUCCCUCUUUCCAAGAACAGAAAGCCCACAGCUGACGAGCUCUUCAACUCUGUUCUUGGCCUCGACAAGGUGUCUCCCAAGACUUCUCGUGGCAACUACGUUCCUCAGGUCACUGGUCUCCCUGCUGCACCUCUUUACACCAGCCAGCGUGCUGCCAAGAAGGCCGACAUUAUCGAUAUCCUCGCCGGAAAGCCCUCGGGUCCCAAGAAGGCGCCCAAGAUUUUCGGUGCACAGGGCGUCGUAGCAGCUCAAAACGUUUUCAGCGUCUCAGCACCCAAGGGUGAUGAGAAGAGAGCACAAGAGUACCUCGAGCGCAUGAAGCAGGUCCUUGAGGCCGAGCCCGGCCGUCUUGUUCUCUAA
Molecule: messenger RNA, 1350 nt
Organism: Aureobasidium melanogenum CBS 110374
Lineage: Eukaryota; Fungi; Ascomycota; Dothideomycetes; Dothideales; Saccotheciaceae
Exons: 3
Coding region: 1-1350 (449 amino acids)
Biological process (GO): pyruvate decarboxylation to acetyl-CoA
Cellular component (GO): pyruvate dehydrogenase complex
Molecular function (GO): dihydrolipoyllysine-residue acetyltransferase activity
Source: RefSeq, a predicted model, not a curated record